GAUGUUAUAUUAACAUUAACUGCAGUUUUAAAGUUCUUUGCUAAAGUAACUAAACUAUUAAAAGGCACUUCAAAUGCAGAUUUGGAUUCUUCCAAUAAUGUUUUCAAAAAUAAUGUUAUUUAUGAGGAUAAAAAAGAUGAGAGAGUACAAGUAAACUAG
Molecule: messenger RNA, 159 nt
Organism: Cetraspora pellucida
Lineage: Eukaryota; Fungi; Glomeromycota; Glomeromycetes; Diversisporales; Gigasporaceae
Source: the annotation of a GenBank genome assembly